AUGUCCACGAAAGAAAUGAAGGUCCUCACUCGCGAAGAGGUCGCGAAGCAUAACAAGGAAGGCGAUCUGUGGAUUAUCGUCGACUCAGUUGUCUUUGACCUCUCUAAGUUUGCGGCAAUGCAUCCUGGUGGUCUCUCUGUCCUACUCGAUGAGGAAAUUGCCGGUCAAGACGCAACCGAGGCGUUCUUCUCCUUGCACCGACAGGAAGUACUGGCCAAACCUCAGUAUCAACGACUGCAAAUUGGUACUAUUCACGGAGAAUCGAAGCAGAUUAAGGCUCUAGCUAUUGGUGAACUUAGCCAGGUGCCAUACGCUGAGCCGUCGUGGCUUUCCUCUGGAUUCCACAGCGCUUAUUACAGCGACAACCACCGCGAGUUCCAGAAGGCUGUCCGCAAGUUUGUCGACGAGUAUGUUAUUGCCGAUGGACAGGCUCGUGAAGAGGAUGGCAAGCGUAUCAGUCAGUCAGUUCUGGAUAAGAUGGCUGAGAUCGAGAUGCAUGCCAUGCGUCUCGGCCCGGGAAAACACCUCAAGGGUCGCACUCUGAUGGGCGGAAUUGUCAAACCAGAGCAGUUCGAUUACUUCCAUGAGCUUAUCGUGACUCAAGAGCUUACUCGAGUCGGAGCUCGUGGUUACGGUGACGGUCUCCUUGGUGGUAUGGUUAUCGGCCUACCUCCUGUUCUUAACUUUGCCAAGCCCGCUCUUCGGGACAAGAUUGUCCCUGAUAUCUUUGCUGGAAAAAAGGCAAGUCCAACUAAUGAAAUUUGGCCACUUAAAAUAACGGCUGGGAAUACGUGCACGGCCGUCAAGUCGGCUGAUGGCUCCCACUGGACCAUCAAUGGUACUAAGAAAUGGAUCACCAACGCCACAUUCUCCGAUUACUUCACUGUUGGCUGCAAGACGGAAAAGGGGCUGACCGUGUUCUUGGUUCCUCGUGGCGAGGGCGUUGAAACCAAGCCUAUCAAGACUUCCUACUCUCCAACCGCUGGUACUGGCUAUAUCACCUUUGAUAAUGUCAAGGUCCCUUCAGAGAAUAUGCUCGGACCUGAGAACGGUGGCCUUUUGGUUAUCCUGAGUAACUUUAACCACGAGCGAUGGGUCAUGUGCUGUGCUAGCGCCAGGAGCCAGCGCUUGAUCGUCGAGGAGUGUUUGAAAUGGGCGAAUCAGAGGAAGGUGUUUGGCAAGCCCUUGAUCUCCCAAGCCGUCAUUAGACACAAGCUUGCGGCGAUGAUUGCUCGCGUUGAGAGCGGCCAGAACUGGCUCGAAACGUCACUUACCAGAUGUGUAACAUGGACUAUAAGCAGCAGAGACUGCUACCGAUGCCACCCAGAUUUUGGUGGUCGUGCGAUCACCAAGACUGGUAUGGGCAGGAUGAUCGAGCACUACCAUCGCACUGUCCCCUUCGACUCUUUGCUUGGCGGUGCAGAAGACGUCUUGGGUGAUCUUGGUGUUCGCCAGGCAAUUCGCAAGAUGCCUAAGAAUGCGCGACUGUAA
This is a messenger RNA of Rhizoctonia solani, 1491 nucleotides long. Its product is annotated as acyl-CoA dehydrogenase. The record is from RefSeq and is a predicted model, not a curated record. Lineage: Eukaryota; Fungi; Basidiomycota; Agaricomycetes; Cantharellales; Ceratobasidiaceae. Bases 1 to 1491 code for a protein of 496 amino acids. The transcript is spliced from 11 exons. Gene Ontology annotation, molecular function: flavin adenine dinucleotide binding; oxidoreductase activity, acting on the CH-CH group of donors.